AAUCCCGUCCACCGACUGACAGUGUGAGUAUUAUUCAGUGUGCUAUAAUAUAGGUGUAGAAUUUGGAUAACUAUUCGAGAACUAAUAUAUAAAGGAUGGGAAAAGGACAGGGCGGUGGGUCUAAUGUGUUCCACUUUUAGGGAGAAUGGCUUCCUUCUGAGUUGUAAAAUGCUAUGAUUUUAUGUUAAUGCUUAAAAUAUUAUCUUUUAAUCAUUGUAACUGUAUGUUACAAUGAUUGUGUAUUUCUGUGCAAAAUAUUUGCAGCUCAAUGCUGAUAAAAUCAACAUUGUUUUCUUCAUUUAAGGUGUGGAUGAAAGAGUCUGGAGCAUCCAAGCGAUUUGAUUUAUGGAAAACAUGGAUUCCAAACGGCAGCAGGAGGAGAGUAUUGAGAAGCAGUCCAAAUCGCCCUUUGAUCUUUUCCUGAAGCAGAUCUGGAGAAAGACAUCCUUUGCUGAGAGAGGGUCACACCCAUCAGUAUCACGUUUCUUUGGCUUUUCUAACACUACAUCAGAGAAAUCCAAUGAAACAGAGAAUGUCCCAGAAAGAGUUGAAAAAGAAGAAGAGGGAGAAAUAGUACCUGAUUUAGAAAAUAAUAUUUCAAAGACACCAGGUGCAAUUGAUUCUACAGAUCAUGAAGACAACAAUGCAGCUGGUUGGGCCCAGGUUAAAGAAUUCACUGAGAAGCCGGGGAAAAAGGCACAAUAUAGAUUCCUGAACCUCAAUAACAGCUGGCUGACUUCUAAUGAGAUUGUUGAAUUGGCCACAAUAUUCCCUUGCCUUCCAGCACUGGAGGAGUUGGACCUGUCUUGGAAUGACUUAAUUGGUGGAUCUCUGAAGCUGCUCACCACACACAUGCAGCACAUCCCGAAACUGCAGGUCCUCAGUCUCAGUAACUGCAGACUAACAAGUGCAGAUGUUUCAGCCCUAGGUGAUGCCAUUCCAUUUCUUCCUCAUCUUGAAGAAGUAGAUUUAUCCUAUAACAACUGUUUAGGAGGGAAUCUGUUUCAUCUCACCCAGAAACUGAAACCUGGCUGCAAUCUUAAAAUUCUCAAAUUCAUGGAUUGCAACCUAAUUGCAGAAGAUGGGAGCUCUUUGGGAAAUGCUUUGUCUGUGAUUCCUAAACUAGAAGUCUUGGAUCUUUCCAUGAAUAAAGAUGUCGGAAGUGGUUUGAAAACUCUACCUCAACAAUUAAAGCAUUUGUCUCGUCUGCAGAAGUUAAAGUUGCACAUGUGUGGACUUAAAUCGGAUAUUCUCCAGGCUUUAGUCAUUACACUUGGACACUUAUCUGAUCUGACGGAGCUGGAUUUCUCCUGUAAUAAGAAUGUUGGAGGAGCUUUCAACGAGGUAGGGACCGAGCUGCUGAACCUCACCAAGCUGUGUGUGCUGGAUGUCCAUCAGUGCUCAUUAACCAAAGAGGAUAUCUCCAUUUUGACCCAGGUCAUUCCACUGCUGGCUAAUCUUCAAGUACUGAACUUAGCAUUAAACAAGCACAUAGGAACUGCUGAACAAUUGUUUGCCCGACUUCGCUUUUUGCCUAAAUUAAAAGAUUUCAUCGCCAGCAACUGCAGCCUAACCAAAGACUCGAUUACAGAGCUAGCUGACACAAUUCCAAAUCUUACCACACUGGAGAUGUUGGACCUUUCCUGGAAUAAGUGCCUCGGUGGGAAUAUUAAGCUGUUGGCUGAGGUGUUCCAAUAUGUGACUCAUCUUCAAGUGUUGAGGCUGAGUAGCUGCAAUCUGACCAUCCAAGACCUGGCAGCACUAGUGUCUGUCUCCUGUGCUGGACAUUUGCCAGAAUUACAGAUGUUGGAUUUAAUGUACAAUGGUACUAUCGAUGAUCAAUCGUGGGGCACAUUCUUCCAGGAAUUGACCGGUCUCAACAGCCUCUUGGAGCUGGACAUUAGCCUUCAGCCUUCGACUCGGCGAGAUUCCAGCCCUUGGUUCCCAGCUCUACUGGAUAGUCUGUCCAGAUUUCCCUCUCUCACACAUCUGGGAAUGCAACGAUGGACUUUCAGCACCAUUCAGAGAGAAUUCCUCCAUGCUUUUAAUCAACAGAAUAAGAGGAACAUCCAUUUUGAGUAUUGUUACUCACCACUCUUACCUCCACCAGAAGGAAAAUAUUCACGAAACAGAUGAGCUUCUAAAUUCAGAUUCAAAUUGCUCUUUAAUUUUCUUAUUGUUUAAAAUAAUACUCCAGACCACAUUUCUGUUAAAUCCCAGUUUUUCAGGUGCAAAAUUUGAAGGUCUUAGCUUUAACAUGUCGUGGUCUUAAAAUUUAAAAUUGUGCAGAAUUUUGGAAAAUUGUUGAACUCUUGGAAGUUAUUUUUUCCAUUGUUCAUAAAAGAAAUGCUUCCGAAUUAAAACUGAAUUUACAAAUAUUCUAAAAUUCUGCACAAUUUUAAAGUCUAAAAUAAUAAUCCAAUGGUUGUUGAAGUUUAGAUUUUUUGUUAAAUCAAAUAUUUUAUCUCUAGAAAUCUCAACCUUCUCUGAACUAUGUAAGAAUCCCCUGAGCUGGUUUCUUUCAUUUACCUGCACAUUCCAAAGUUGAGUGAUCACAGGUUGAAGCAAAUGGAAAAUAUGAUUUGUUUUGGAACCUUAGUAGAUACAGGACAAGAUUACAAAGCUUAAUAUCAGCACCGUUGUGUUGUCUAUUUCUGCUACUCCAGUAAACGUAUAAUUUACAGUAGUCCAAUGUUAUGCUUAAAAGUACUUUAUAUAGGAAUAAAUCUAUUUUAAUUUUUUUCACAAGAAACAAUAUAACAGUGUUGUCGUCUCAGGGACAUUGAUUUAGAAGUAAAAGAGCUGUGCUCACCAUUAUCUAACUCCAUUAACGAUCACUGUUUAGCUGCAUUCCUGCAGACAAUCUAUCUGUUUUAUUAACCUCCAUUGUCUGGCUGAGAUUUUAUUAAUUGAACGUUUUGCUGCAUUUUAUGCACCAAAUUUAUGCACUAGCUUUAUCAUAAAAGUUUGGUCGGAAAAUUAAAAAUGUUAUUUUGUGAAA
Callorhinchus milii (elephant shark) is the source of this 3001-nucleotide messenger RNA. It is a transcript of the gene lrrc31, whose product is annotated as leucine rich repeat containing 31. Bases 346 to 2136 code for a protein of 596 amino acids. Gene Ontology annotation, molecular function: protein binding. The record is from RefSeq and is a predicted model, not a curated record. The transcript is spliced from 10 exons. Lineage: Eukaryota; Metazoa; Chordata; Chondrichthyes; Chimaeriformes; Callorhinchidae.